Klebsormidium nitens is the source of this 378-nucleotide messenger RNA. The record is from the annotation of a GenBank genome assembly. Lineage: Eukaryota; Viridiplantae; Streptophyta; Klebsormidiophyceae; Klebsormidiales; Klebsormidiaceae.
AUGAAGGGCAGCGACAAGUUUCUGUUCGACCUCUUGUGCCGGACGUGGCCGUGCCGUUUCCUGCCGGUUCUCGUGGUCGACGAGGCGCGCGAGGAUGUUGGAGACGACGCCGACAUUGAGUACAGCAGCUUCUCCCGCAACGUGUAUGCCUUCACCAAGCAAGACUUCAAUUAUUACACGGGUGCCCUCGACGCGAAGCCUGAUCACGCCCUCAAAAGCGCGGUGCCUUUCAUGUGGUACGGACCGGAGUUACCGGGCCGCGUGCUGCACCAGCACCACAGCGCGGGCGGGCGCCAGGGGAACCACGCGGAGCCGAGCGAAGACCAGACCGUCUACAUGCAAUCCGCAAUGCUUGUCGACCUCAGCCGCAAAGUCUAG